This is a messenger RNA of Struthio camelus australis, 4833 nucleotides long. RefSeq names its product NEDD4 like E3 ubiquitin protein ligase. Gene Ontology annotation, biological process: ubiquitin-dependent protein catabolic process; regulation of dendrite morphogenesis; negative regulation of potassium ion transmembrane transport. The record is from RefSeq and is a predicted model, not a curated record. Gene Ontology annotation, cellular component: cytoplasm. Gene Ontology annotation, molecular function: ubiquitin protein ligase activity; protein binding; sodium channel inhibitor activity. NCBI's taxonomy places the organism in Eukaryota, Metazoa, Chordata, Aves, Struthioniformes, Struthionidae.
UGUUUAUUCCCCAGCUGCUGAACAACAUUGAUGUGCGUCCAACGAGAAGCUCGUCUAUGCAGAUCUCUCUUCAGCGCAAAGCUGUGAACGGCUGCGCUGAUGAGUGUGGAACCCCGGGAUCUCCUGAGGAGACGCUUCCAUGUAAAUUCUCAGAGUUUCGCGAGCAUUACGCGUCCCCUGUUGAAAACCGUUCUUCUUCUCCGAGCAGUCCGGAGGUGACUCCUGGAAACUCUCCGCCGAGGCUGACGGAAGAGCUAGGGCAGCAGGUCAAUGGGACUGUUUGCUGUAAUCGCAGAAUAUUUUGUACUAUUCCUUCUAAGAACCAGAGCGAUGAUGCUUUGUCUGCUCCCCAAGAAGAUGAGGCAAGCGAAGCAUCUUCCGGUUUAAACAUAAGUGGUGUGAGGAUUCAGCAUCGUGCUUCGAGCGCGGAUAUGCCUCAGGUGACUCUCUUACCCUUUGGCUCUGAGGCUCAAGGUAACGCUCCCAGCCCCGAACCCCGGCGCUGGUCUUUGCAACAUGUGCCAGAUAUGUCAGCAAAUUCAGGAAAGAAGUUCUUUGUUCUUCAGCUGCAGCAACCGCAGGCGAGUGGUACGGGUACAGGGGGUGAAUACAACUUUGGUUUUACCGGAACAAAAGGGGACAGAUUGGUCAGGUAUCCGCGGAUACGACUGGAAAGGAGCACUUCCUACCCUGUCCAGCCGCGACCGGAGCAGGCUAGCCCCACAGGCGAUGGAUUGGAUUCAGAACUGCACGGAAACGCCAGGAACGGGUCAGAAAUGUCCAGAAGCAAUUCAGUAGAGAGGAUCCCUCAAGGGCAGGGAUGCCUGUUUAAAAUCAGACCAGAUCAGAACACGAGGCAGCAGCACUUCCGAAUCCUCGUGACCCGCAGUCCGGAAGAGCAGAACCAGGCUGCUGCGACGGAGGGUCGUGGCACCCCUGCUCCUACCGCAGCCGGCACCGCGACUAGAGACGACUUCCUAGGCCAAGUGGAUGUGCCGCUUAGUCAUCUUCCGACUGAAGACCCGACCAUGGAAAGGCCAUACACAUUUAAGGAUUUCCUUCUCAGACCAAGAAGCCACAAAUCUCGUGUAAAGGGUUUCUUGAGGCUGAAGAUGGCUUAUAUGCCCAAAAAUGGUGGCCAAGAGGAAGAAAAUAAUGAUCAAAGGGAGGAAUCAGAGCAUGGAUGGGAUGUGGUUGAUUCCAGUGACUCCGCGUCUCAACGUCAGGAGGAGUUACCACCUCCUCCGCUGCCUCCUGGCUGGGAAGAAAAGGUGGACAACCUGGGACGGACUUACUACGUCAACCAUAACAACAGGACUACUCAGUGGCAUCGACCAAGUUUAAUUGAUGUGGGCUCGGAUUCAGACAACAACAUCAGGCAGAUCAACCAAGAAGCAGCCCACAGACGGUUUCGCUCUCGGAGGCACAUUAGUGAGGAUUUGGAACCAGAACCGAUGGAGAGUGGAGACAUUCCUGAACCUUGGGAAACCAUUUCAGAGGAGGCAAGUGCAAGCGGAGAUUCCUUAAGCUUGUCACUGCCGCCACCUCCUGCGUCCCCAGUGUCCCGAACCAGUCCUCAAGAGCUGUCUGAGGAGCUGAACAGAAGACUUCAGGUCACUCCUGAUUCCAAUGGGGAACAACUCAGUUCUUUGAUUCAAAGAGAUCCUUCUUCAAGACUAAGAUCUUGCAGUGUAACGGAUACAGUUGCUGAACAGUCUCAGUUAUCCUUGCAGAGUGGUCCAUCUAGGAGAGCUCGUUCUUCAACUGUCACGGGUGGUGAGGAAUCAACGCCUUCAGUGGCCUAUGUACAUACUACACCAGGCUUACCUUCAGGCUGGGAGGAAAGAAAAGACGCUAAGGGACGUACUUACUAUGUCAAUCAUAACAAUCGAACCACAACUUGGACACGACCCAUUAUGCAGCUUGCAGAAGACGGCACGGUUGGGUCAGCAACCAACAGCAACAACCAUCUGAGCGAACCUCAGAUAAGACGGCCUCGUAGCCUCAGCUCACCCACAGUAACUCUGUCUGCUCCGCUUGAGGGUAUGAAGGACUCACCUGUGCGCAGAGCUGUGAAGGACACCCUUUCCAAUCCGCAGUCCCCGCAGCCCUCGCCUUACAACUCUCCUAAACCACAGCAUAAAGUCGCACAAAGCUUCUUGCCUCCGGGCUGGGAGAUGCGAAUCGCACCCAAUGGCCGGCCCUUCUUCAUCGACCACAACACUAAGACCACUACGUGGGAGGAUCCACGACUGAAAUUUCCAGUGCAUUUGAGAUCGAAAGCUUCUUUGAAUCCUAAUGAUUUGGGCCCUCUUCCUCCUGGUUGGGAGGAAAGGAUACAUUUGGAUGGAAGAACAUUUUAUAUAGAUCAUAGAAGCCAGGUGUUGAUAUGUGGAGACAUUGAUACCAGAGACUUAGUGCCCUCGUACGAUAAUAAAAUUACCCAGUGGGAAGACCCCAGGCUGCAGAACCCGGCGAUUACUGGUCCAGCAGUUCCGUAUUCCAGGGAAUUCAAACAGAAAUAUGACUAUUUCCGGAAGAAGUUGAAGAAGCCAGCUGAUAUACCGAACAGAUUUGAGAUGAAGCUACACAGGAAUAAUAUUUUUGAGGAGUCCUACAGAAGAAUCAUGUCUGUGAAGAGACCUGAUGUGCUAAAAGCCAGGCUCUGGAUUGAGUUUGAGUCAGAAAAAGGACUUGACUAUGGUGGUGUGGCCAGAGAAUGGUUCUUCCUCUUGUCCAAGGAGAUGUUUAAUCCUUAUUAUGGUCUCUUUGAAUAUUCAGCAACGGACAACUAUACACUUCAGAUUAAUCCUAAUUCAGGUCUUUGUAAUGAAGAUCAUCUGUCGUAUUUCACGUUUAUUGGACGGGUUGCUGGUCUGGCAGUAUAUCAUGGGAAGUUAUUAGAUGGCUUCUUCAUCAGACCUUUUUACAAGAUGAUGCUGGGGAAACCAAUAACUCUGAAAGACAUGGAGUCAGUGGAUAGUGAAUACUACAACUCUUUGAAGUGGAUCCUGGAAAAUGACCCUACAGAGUUGGAUCUCAUGUUUUGCAUAGAUGAGGAAAACUUUGGACAGACGUAUCAAGUUGACUUGAAGCCAAAUGGGUCAGAAAUCAUGGUAACAAAUGAAAACAAAAGGGAAUACAUUGACCUCGUCAUCCAGUGGAGGUUUGUAAAUAGAGUUCAAAAACAAAUGAAUGCUUUUCUGGAGGGAUUCACAGAGCUUCUCCCUAUUGAUCUGAUAAAAAUUUUUGAUGAAAAUGAGCUAGAGUUGCUGAUGUGUGGCCUUGGAGAUGUUGAUGUUAACGACUGGAGACAGCACACUAUCUACAAGAACGGUUACUGUCCAAACCAUCCUGUUAUCCAGUGGUUCUGGAAGGCUGUUUUACUGAUGGAUGCUGAAAAACGGAUUCGAUUACUGCAGUUUGUUACUGGGACGUCACGCGUGCCUAUGAAUGGAUUUGCUGAACUGUACGGUUCAAACGGUCCUCAGCUGUUUACAAUAGAGCAAUGGGGAAGUCCUGAUAAACUGCCCAGAGCUCACACAUGCUUUAAUCGCCUAGACUUACCUCUUUAUGAAUCUUUUGAAGAUUUACGAGAGAAGCUACUUAUGGCAGUUGAAAAUGCUCAAGGAUUUGAAGGAGUGGAUUAAAGCAGCUACUUUUUUUCCCCCCCUUCAAGCAAGUUCUGCUUGCACUUUUGCAUUUGCCUAAUGGACUCUGAGUGACUAUGGCAGAACAGUUGCACAAUGUUGGUUCAUGGAGCAAACACUUCUACAGUGCAGUUGCCUAAAUUCAGAAGUUUGAACUGUAAUCUGUGGAUUGUUUUUCCUGACGUUUCCACAGCAAAUUACCAACUGGUUAACGUGUACUCUGAUUACAUUUCAGCAAGACUUGUUCUAUUUAUGUUGUGCCUCUGUAGGCAAAGCCCUUAAUAAAUAUUUUACAUAAUUUCUAAUGACAAUGAAUGGAAUUAAUCAUUUUACAGGUAUAGUAUUACAACUCAUGUUUACUUUUUAAUUGAUUUAGACAUUUUCAGAUUUUAUUUCAUUACAAUUAAAUCUCAUAUACUUGGAAAAAUGAGCAUUUUUCUUAUCUUAAUUUCAUACCAGACUUGAUGCCAGUGUCAUUUAUUCAAAGCGCAUUUUGAGCCUCGUGUUCCCAAACCAUUAAAGAAAAUAGGAGAAAGCUAUGUUGGAACUUUUCUGUUCGUGGGCUGUAUCAAGAGCAACUCUUAAAAACCUUUUCACCGAGCACAUAAAUAUUUUUCUGUAUCCAGAAGAAGUAAGGAUUGGACGUUGCUUUUUUUUGUAUAGAUCAAUAGAAUAGUUAAAAGUCAAGAGAGAAUCAUAACAUAGCAUGCCAGAUCUCAUGUUCAAUAAAGAAAUUGCCUCAUUAUUCCUUGGUAAUAUUUACAUGUACUAUAAAACAGUUUGGGGUAGGGUUGGCAUUAAUCAUUUUAGGAAAAUAUGCGUAACCCUGUCAUUUUCUUUGUACAGUGAUUCUUUUAUUAUCCUUUCCUCUUUACUGUUUGCAAUGGAGGCAUUUUGAAUGAAACCUGACACUGCGUGAUUUGGCACUAUGGAAAACAGAGCUGUUUUUGUCUCCUAUUUGUAUGCAUUUGCUCAUGAUAACUAAAUAACAAUAUUUUUUGUUUGUUUCUAACUGCACCAACUCUAAAGGCACUUUAUGUAACACAUGGAAGUCAUAUCUGUUUUUUAUCAUAAACAUUAAUGUGAUUAUAUUCCUUCUCACUGCACAUGUCUUUCUGGUGCAAUAUCUAGCAAUUGUGAAUUUGGCUGCUGCUGAUGUAUAAAAGAAAAAAAAAAAAAAAAA